UGUUAUCUUUUCGUAAUUGGGUUUUUAAACUCCAGUUUUCACUUCACUCAGAAAAUAAAAUGUUUCAAAAUCAAAAAUAAGGGGAAAUAUGUUACACGCCCUAGUUAUGUAGGCCAGGAGUUGGCAAACUUUUUCUUAAAGGGCCAGGUGGUAAAUAUUUUUGGCUUCAAGGGCUGGGAAGCAAAAAGCAAGGAUAUUAUACAGGUACAUUUUACAUUUUAAUCAUUUAAAAUGUAUCUGUUUAGAAAUGUAAAACCAUCCCUAGCCCCUGGGCCAUCCAAAAGCAGGUGGCAGGCUGGAGUUGGCCAGCAGGCCUUAUGUUUGCCAGCCCCUGUACAAUCGGUCUUACCAGCACUAACAGAAACCCUACUCCCUUCUCUUUCUUCCAGCCCCAUGCCUGGAGGUUACGGGGUGAUGGGUGACGAUGGCUCUAUGGAUUAUAGCGUUCAUGAGGCCUGGAACGAAGCCACCAACGUGUACUUGGUAGUGAUCCUUGUUAGCUUUGUCCUCUUCAUGUACGCCAAGAGGAAUAAAAGGAAAAUUAUGAGGAUAUUCAGUGUGCCACCUACAGCAGAAACUUUAUCAGAGCCCAGCUUUUAUGACACAAUGAGCAAAAUCCGUUUAAGACAACAACUGGAAAUGUAUUCCAUCUCAAGGAAGUAUGACUAUCAGCAGCCACAAAACCAAGCUGACAGCGUGCAACUCUCGUUGGAAUGAAAUCACAGAAAACGAACAACAUAAGUAAUGGUUCAGCAGUCUAGUAGUAAGCUCCUAAAUAUACUAAAUCAUGAACAGCAUUUUUUUUUCAAACCCUAUGUACCUAAAAUCACUUCACUUGUCAUUUCUCCCCAGUUUUAUUUUUCUUUUCAAAAUUACAUCGCCAAGUCAUUUAUUAUACCAAAAAGGGUGGAAGGGGAAACAGGGGAAGCACAGACUAUAACCAGGGAUGGUGAUUUUACCUUGUGAAGACCUUUGAUUUCUUCAGGAUACAGUCAGUGAGGAAUAGAAAUACAUCUUUGAAAGUGACAUUCUGGAGAGUAUGCCACUGUGAUUUAAACAUUUUUGUGAAAUUCAAAAGUAAAAAUCCAGUCCUUGGAAGAAUAUCAUCCUCUUCAGUCGUAUUCUGUAAUGAAUGUAAUACAGGUAGUGGACAAAUUUGUGUUCUCACUGCUGUCCUUACUGCGCUUUAAUUGAAUUAACGAUCUUCGCUGCUUCCGAACUUCUGCAGGAGACUGUCUUUUCUACUCUCUGCUAAUUGUGGAAGCUUUCUGUGAUUGGAAUGUUUUCCCUUCAUUGUGUUCCCAGGAGCUUGCUUUUUUUUUUUUUUU
Molecule: messenger RNA, 1328 nt
Organism: Enhydra lutris kenyoni (northern sea otter)
Lineage: Eukaryota; Metazoa; Chordata; Mammalia; Carnivora; Mustelidae
Product: small integral membrane protein 19
Exons: 3
Coding region: 232-717 (161 amino acids)
Source: RefSeq, a predicted model, not a curated record